AUGCGUGCUGAGGCAGAAACAUCAUCUUCUACACGUGUGCGCGCUCGUAUUCCGAUACGAGAACCACGCGAAUACCGAUUUGUGCCCGUGGUCAAGAAUCCUGUGAUUGCGGAGUCGAAAAGGAAGCCGAAAUAUACUGGCGUCUAUAAACGUCUCAAUCGAACAAUGACAGCACUUUCACGUAACAAGAGUUAA
This is a messenger RNA of Ambispora gerdemannii, 195 nucleotides long. Lineage: Eukaryota; Fungi; Glomeromycota; Glomeromycetes; Archaeosporales; Ambisporaceae. The record is from the annotation of a GenBank genome assembly.